AUGUCUACACGGUAUAUAAAAAAAGUAUACGGCGGCGAUGUGCUGACCGAGAAGGACAGCGAAAACGAGAGCGAACUAGAGAGUUCGUUGAUCGGCAACGUUAAGUCAAAGGCGUUCAACUUGUUUGACGUAUUGAAUCAAAAUUCUGAUAUUAACGAGGAAGAAAACGAAGAUGAAGAGGAAGAAGAAGAAGGAGAAGAAGAAGGAACUGCGAAUGAGAAUAGCACUGAUAAAGCUAAGCGUAAGAAAAGAAAGAAGAGACGGAGAAAGUUAGAGAAUUCUAAAGCGCAAGUUGUCGACUCCAAAGAGGAAGACGUGGAUGAGAUUGAAAGGACAGUGAAGGAAGUGAACAAAUUGCUUGGAGAACCACUUCCAGGUUGUAGCUUUCAAAAUGCAGAGAAUUCGCAGAUUGAACAAAAGUCCAAAGAGGAUAUUUUACUAGUGCAGCAUAAACACUUGAAUCCGUACAACGAACUCAAAAGAAUCUUUGGUAGCAAAACGGUGAAAGCUGAGCAAAACAAUAGAAGAAAUAGAAAUAGUCGUUUUCGUCAUUUGAAGAAAACCUGGUUGGUUUCUGCCAGAGAUAAUUGGCCACCAAUUACUAAAUUUGGUCUUUCAAUGUCCUUGGAUCAUACUAUACAGUCUACCAAUAAUGUUCAAUACUUUGUGUACGAUCACAGUCCGUCAUACAGACAAAUACAAUUAAAAUUUUUGCAAGCUGUCGAAAGUUUAAAUCCCGAAAAUAUUGUGAAUAUAAUCAAUAUGCAUUCUUAUCACAUCGAUGCGUUAUUACAACUAGCUGAAUUAUGCAAACUCAACGAAGAUUUAGCAUUGGCGGCAGAAUUCACAGAACGAGCUCUGUACUGCUUGGAAUGUUCUUUUCACCCGCUGUUUAAUUUUACGACUGGUCUGUGCAGAUUAGAUUAUAGAAAGCAACAAAAUCGUGCUUUAUUCAUAACUUUAUUUAAACAUCUUAAUUUUGUUGGUGGACGUGCGUGUUACAGAACGAGUUUGGAGUUUUGUAAAUUACUUUUGUCACUUGAUCCAGAAGGCGAUCCAUUAGCUGUGAUUCUUUGUCUCGAUUUCUAUGCUUUAAAAGCAAAAGAAUAUAAAUGGUUCAUCGAAUUUUGCAAUUUUUGGGAUAGUGCAAGGAAUUUAACGCAGCUGCCAAAUAUAGCGUUCAGUUUAGCUUUAGCUCACUUUCAUUUAGACAACGUAAUUCUCGCCAAUGAGCUUUUACAAAAUGCUUUGAUAAUGUUUCCGGGCGUAUUGACGUCGUUAUUGGAAAAAUGUGGUAUACAAUCCGAUGAAAUGGUACAGUCUCAUAACUUCUUUAACACUAAGGCAAUAAUUUCAACUUCACCAGCUCUAGAGAAGCUACAAAAUUUGUACGUUGUACGUAACUUUCUUCUGUGGAAAGAAGCAAAUUUUUUACCCUGGUUACGCGAAAACGUACACACUGUACUAAAUCGCGUUGAUUCGAAAGACGAUUAUGUAAAAUAUUGCGAGAUAAAACGAAGUAAACGUUACCAAGGGAAACUACCAAAGAAUAUUUUGCGGCAUGUUAUACUGUCUGAUAUAAAAGAUAUUACCGUGAGCGUUCAAGAGGUACAAAAUGAUGGCUCUGUUCUUUCGUACGAUCCUUUACCACCUGUGGAUAGUAUUGAUAUUUACAAACGACCUACUACCAUUACGAGCACAAGUAGAACUAGCUCUAAUCUUUUGUCUCUCUUCUUCUCCUCUUUAUUUACGGACAUUAAUGGCGAUGUUGCGGAUGCUCUUGAAGGGUUAAAUCUGUUGUGAGUAUUAAUUAACAAUUACAGUUUUAGUAGUGGCAAUAGUAAUAGAAGUAACAACAACAACAUUGGUGACAAUAAUGAUAAUAAUUAA
Heterotrigona itama is the source of this 1890-nucleotide messenger RNA. Lineage: Eukaryota; Metazoa; Arthropoda; Insecta; Hymenoptera; Apidae. The record is from the annotation of a GenBank genome assembly.